AUGAAUAACAACAACACUAACAUCAAUUUGCUAUUUCUCAAAAAUAAUUUCUAUGACAUCAACAACGAUAGUGGCAACUUCAGCGGCUACAUCAACGACGACGAUGGCGACAACAACAACAUCAUCAACAACAGUAAUAACAUUACUAACAACAACAACAAUGGCAUUAACUUUUCAAAUGACUCCUUACAAGAAUCAGAUUUCUUGAUGAGUGAGUUGACGAAGAAGAACUUCAGAAGGCAUCUGAGUACUUGGGCUAAACAGAUACCGAUUAUUGUCGGUGACUUUCAUAGGAAUAACAUUUGCCGUGAAAAAAUUGUUACGAAAGCGUUAUAA
Molecule: messenger RNA, 336 nt
Organism: Helobdella robusta
Lineage: Eukaryota; Metazoa; Annelida; Clitellata; Rhynchobdellida; Glossiphoniidae
Exons: 3
Coding region: 1-336 (111 amino acids)
Source: RefSeq, a predicted model, not a curated record